GUAAACCUUGAUUAGAAAGAAAAACAGCUAAAAUAAUGUGAUGGUGCCCUGCUCUGAGAAACCUGAAAUAAAAUCAGAAUCUGCAUAACUUGUACAGCACCAGCGUACAAACUGCUAAUGCUGUAUAGUGAUAAAUACCAACACUCAUAUCUGUGUUUGUGUGUGUUUUGGUAAAGUCAGCCGACUGUACCGGAAGUUAGAGUUGCUCCUUCAAAAUAAAACCACAUAUUACAGUGAUAAAUCUAAGACAAACACGGCAACUUAAUUAGUGAAAUGACUCGAUCAUCGUGGUCAUUGAUGUAUAAGUUACACGUCAAACUAAUAAUUAAACGUCAUGUAGUAGCUGGUGUCACAUUCAUGUUAUGUUAGUCGGCAAUAUUUGAGCUACGCACUCAAGUAAAACAUGCUACCUUACUAAAGCUAACCGGACAUAUUUUGCUUAGCGUUAGCUUCACGCUGGUUAGCUUGACGGUAGCUAUCCCGGCGAUAAGGAAGUUAAUCUUCACGUUUUUGGACCAAAUCCCAACUUCUCUGUCCUGUGACUCCUGAGCCCUGACACGCAGCUGGAGGAGUUACAGCAGAGCUCAGAGGAGACUACAAAGCAGCUGCUGACUGUGUGUGUGGAGGAUGUCUUCUUCAUCAUCAUCAUUAUUCUUCAACCAAGACAGUGUCACUCGCUUCAAGAAGAGAAAAGCCCGGUUCUCAUUCAGCGAAGUCCACAUACUGUUGGAUGAAGUGAGGAAGCAUCGAAUGGUUGUUGUGGGCAAAUUCAACCGUGGUGUACCAACAGAUGUGAAGAAGCACACAUGGGCAGAGAUUACCGCACGUGUCAAUGAGAUUGGAGAGUGUCAACGUGAAGUCAUUGAGGUCAUCAAGAAAUGGUCGGACCUCAAGUGUGACACCAAGCGGAAAGUGGCUGCCAUGCGGUCAGGGACAGUGCCCAAUAGGGGCCUCAACUCACGUCUUUCCCGAGACCUUAACCAGACAGAGAAAAUAGUGCUUCAGAUCCUGGAGAUGGGCGAGGAAGACCAUAACAUGGGUGACUUCGGCCCUCUGGGAGAUGAUGACGAUGUGCCAGAUGAGGAAGAAGAAAUGGAAGAGGAGGAUAUGAUGGGAAUGCAGAAUUCUCCUAACGGCGCGUUGGACAUGUCAUCUAUGCCUCCACCAACCUCUUACUCCAUUGGUGGACUUGCACAGUCAGGAGACUCAUCACAACCUUCCUUCGAUGUGCAGUAUGAAGUACCUGCCACGGAAGACGCUGAAGCUGCAUUUGCAGACUCAGACGAUGACCAAAGGGAUGACGCACCUCCUUCCACUCAGGCAUCAAAACCAACAGAGGACCAUCUAGUAAACAACGGCAUCCAGAAACAAGGACGACCUCAGACGCCCUCUGGACCUUCAACCUCAACAGCCACGCCUUCGCUGCCAGGUCAGCCCUCACAGAACAUGAGGGACAGCAUCCUGCAUAGUGCAUCGCUGAGCCUUCAAGAGCAACACGCCACCAACAUCCUGCUGGAGACGGUUUCACGCUCCCUGGAACUCCUGUCUGAGUCGGUGCAGCAGCUGGCGGAGACUCAGCAGGAGUUUGUGCGGGAGUCGCUGCAGCUCCAGCGGGAGACGGUGCAGGUUCUCAGAGACUUCACAGGUGGAGCCAUUGCGCUCAUGCAUGACAAACUGAACGGACGGCCAGCAUUAUAGCAAUAAAGCGUCAGAGUUGUAAAGUUGUAUCACUGACUUCAUACAUGGCCUUCAGGCACAGGAUUUUUUUUUAAGUUCCUCUGGACUCCAUUGCUGGUUACUGUAAUUUUUGAUAAUCCUCAACAGAUUUUCCUUGGCUAUAUUUUAAAACGGAAUUCAUCGAACUGCAUUGAUGGCAUCUCCGUGGUUACAUGAAAAGGAUAUAGUGUUCGUUAUAAAGAAAGAUCGUGUGGAGGAUUUUUUUUUUUUGCUACUGAAAGUGAAACUCCUUCCACUUGCAUUGUAAAACAUUUUUUAUUACGCUUACACCACUUUUAAAGCCUUUACAUUGUUUUAAUGUUGAGAUUCAAAGGAUGAAUCUAAUUUUAAAAAGUCAGUUAAAUCCACGUGUGUGUCCUUGUAUAAGUUGUAGCUUUCUCUUGCAUCAGUGUCUGGAGAUAAUCACAUGUACUGUAAUGGUAAGUGGAUUUCUGCACUUGACCAUUAUAUGGUCCAUUUCUCGAAAGGCUAAACAAGGUGUGUUAAAUAGUUGGAAAAUACCUGUAACUGAAUACUUUGACUGUCUGAUUUAGGUUUUUUACAUUACAAACAUGAACACUUGAAUAUGAAAGUUUCAAUAAUUUCUUUUAAAACAUGGAAUAAACUACUGCAUUUAAACAGACCAGAAUUCCGACAUAAUUCAGAUAUCACGUCAUCAAUACAAAUGCCCUUGAAUGGUUGAUCAAAAAAAUGUCAAGCUCAACUGAAGAUGGUACAUUGGAAAUUUAAAAAAAUAUGAAUUGCUUCACAGACUGGUUGUUUAAAUAAACCCAUGAGAGGAACCUUAAUAAAGUGUAAAAAAAAUACAGCUGGACCUCAAAGGAAAAAUCAAAUGCUAUUCAAUGUGUUUUCAUUGUCAUCAAAUACCAUCGAAAGACCAAAAACUAGUAAACCAAAGUAUUGUCUGUGUGCUGUGUCCUCUGUGCCCUUUAGUCCUAUUCAUUGUUGUCCAGAAACUAUUAAAACACAUUGAUGAGCCACACUUUUGCCCUGGGUGACAUGUUCCUUCACAAUGAUGAACAUGAGCAUUGUAGUUUUAGUUGAUCUCUCGUACCAUGUCCUGCUGCUGUAAAUAUUCACUGCAGCACCAAGUGUGUAUAAAUCCGCUGCUGAAAAUAGACCCCAACAAGUGUGUAGUAUCCUUUCAGAAGCGUUUUCCAGCUGAUUAAGGAAAUUACAGGACAUUUCAAUUAAGACUUUAUAAUAUUUGUGAUCCAGUUUUAAACAUUGAGCUAACAGUCUUGGGGCUGAGAGCCACAGGAAAGGUUAGGGAGGUCUGAAAGUUGAGAGGCAAUACAUUGGCUUUGGUCUUCUUUUGGGAUCUGCUGACAGACAGAAAAAUAUAAACACCAGAUUUGUCCUAAAGGUAUUGUCCUUCAUGAGGUGAGGACAUGCGAUAUCACAGCUUCAUUAACCAUCCUUAACUGAAACAACUACUGAUGUUAGUUGGAGUUCAGCCACUUCUGCAGGUACAUAAAAUGUGCAGUAGGGGGCUCUGCUGCACAGUCUGCCUGAGAACUAGCAAACAAAAUACAGAAAUUGUCCCAGUGUGUCUCUAGUGUUUCCUCAAUGUGAUGUAGUGUAAUGCGAUAAACAAUCAAAAACAUUUUUCGAUUGUGGUGUUUAGUCAUUAAGUGGCAUGAAUCAUCCCCUUGUCAUGUCUGAACUAAGAGCUUAAUUUCUUCUUCUAAAAGAUUUGAAAAUAAUUUUUAAUAUUAAAACUGAUGGGAUGUUUUUAUCAUUACUCUCUCAGCUUUAUAACUGAAACUGUUUAUAUUACGAUAAAUGGGUCACGGAUAAAACCAGUUUGAGUUAUUGAGUGUGAUUGGUGAAGGUCAGUGAAGAUGCAGACGUGCUCCUGGCAGCCUCAUCAGUUAAAAUAAUGGGUGUACUAUACAACACUUUGUUGAAUAACAUUUGUCCUAUGAUUCCACAUCAUCCAAAAACUGCUGAUGAUGGAAGCCUCCAAUGAGGAGGACAAGUGAGGUCUGUUAUGUUGUUAUUGUUGCGGCUGUAUGUGUUCCUGUUCUGUGUCCCUGUUUUCUCUUGUCUCUCCUCUAGCUCCACCCCGAUUAAACCGAUCAGUCAUCAAUGAGGGGCACCUGGCCAGUGGAUUGAGGUUCUUUAAAAGCUCCUGUUUCAGGCUCAGAAAAGAGGCUUCCAGUGUGGGGACUGCUGGUGCUGCUGGGCUGCAGCCUGGGAUUUUAAACAUUGUAUGUACUGUGUUGUUUAAUGUUAAUAAAUCCCGUGGUUUGGGCUCUUU
Hippoglossus stenolepis (Pacific halibut) is the source of this 4000-nucleotide messenger RNA. RefSeq lists its product as uncharacterized. Gene Ontology annotation, cellular component: nucleus. Lineage: Eukaryota; Metazoa; Chordata; Actinopteri; Pleuronectiformes; Pleuronectidae. The coding region runs from base 628 to 1698 and encodes 356 amino acids. The transcript has 5 exons. The record is from RefSeq and is a predicted model, not a curated record.